AUGCUUCGCUCCCGGCCUGCCGCUCGCUUCUCGAGCGAAGCUCCCUCCGAGUCCUCGACCUCGACCUCCCCCGAACGUGCUGCCGACGAUGACACAGAUUUCUUCAUGGCCCAGGCCAACGACUCCCAGUCGUCCGUGGGGGUGGCAACCUUCCGCGAUCUCAACGUGAGCAACGGACAGAAUGUCGUCGUGCCUCCGAUCAUGCGUCUCCCUCCGGAGAUCCUGAUCUCCAUCUUCUCGAAACUCAGCUCCCCGGCGGACCUACUGAACUGCAUGUUGGUAUGCCAGAAAUGGGCGGCAAAUUGCGUGGGAAUUCUAUGGCAUCGGCCCUCGUGCAACCGGUUCGAGAACCUGCGGAGUGUGGUGACGUCGGUAGGGAAGCCGGACAGUCUCUUCCCGUAUGCGGAGCUCAUUAAACGGUUGAAUCUCUCGGCCUUGACCGACAAAGUGAGCGAUGGAACGGUGUUGCCGUUUACCCAGUGCAAACGGAUCGAGCGCUUGACCUUGACCAACUGCUCCAAGCUGACGGACAAGGGCGUGUCAGAUCUGGUGGAGGGCAAUCGGUAUCUUCAGGCUCUGGAUGUAUCGGAGCUUCGGUCCCUGACGGACCAUACCUUGUUCACCGUGGCCAAGAACUGUCCACGGCUGCAAGGGUUGAACAUCACCGGCUGUGCUAAGGUGACGGAUGAGUCUUUGAUCGUCGUGUCUGAGAAUUGUCGGCAGUUGAAGAGGUUGAAACUGAACGGCGUCGUUCAAGUCACGGACAAGGCCGUUGUCUCCUUCGCAGAAAACUGCCCGUCCAUUCUCGAAAUCGAUCUACAUGACUGCAAGCUGGUUACAAGCCCUUCGGUCACCACGCUCCUCUCGACACUCCGGAACCUGCGAGAAUUACGACUGGCGCAUUGCGUGGAAAUCGAUGACUCGGCUUUCUUAAAACUUCCGGAGGGUAUGAUCUUUGAGAGCCUGCGCAUCUUGGACCUGACGGCCUGUGAACGCGUCAAGGAUGAUGCUGUCGAGCGGAUCAUUAACUCGGCUCCACGCCUGAGGAACCUUGUUCUCGCCAAAUGCAAAUUCAUCACCGACCGCGCCGUGUUGGCCAUCUGCAGACUGGGGAAGAACCUGCACUAUGUGCAUCUGGGCCAUUGCUCCAACAUCACCGAUUCUGCGGUGAUUCAGCUGAUCAAGUCCUGCAACCGCAUUCGAUACAUCGACCUGGCGUGCUGCAACCUCUUGACCGACGCUAGCGUCCAACAGCUUGCAACCUUGCCGAAGCUAAGGAGGAUCGGUUUGGUCAAAUGCCAGUCCAUAACGGAUCGCAGCAUCCUGGCUUUGGCGCGGUCGAGAGCCUCGCCUGACCCUCUGGGCGUGAGCUGUCUGGAGCGGGUGCACCUCAGCUAUUGUGUGAAUUUGACUAUGGAGGGAAUUCAUGCCCUCCUGAAUCACUGUCCCCGGCUUACUCAUCUCAGUCUUACGGGAGUUCAAGCCUUCUUGCGAGAAGACCUCACCGCGUUCUGCCGGGAGGCUCCCCCGGAGUUUACGCAGCAGCAGCGUGAAGUCUUCUGUGUGUUCAGCGGCGAGGGCGUUGCACGGCUGCGAGAGUUUCUAAAUCGGAACUACGUCCCUUUCCACGAGGAGACGGAGGCAACAAUGUACGAUGACGACGAAGAGCUCGAUGAAGACGAGGGCCAGGUGACUGGCCUAAUGAACGCCGCGGCCAUCCAUGACGAAGAGGAUGAUGAAAUGGGGGAUGGUGGCGUUGACGGAGGGAAAGAAAGCAUUUAUAUUAUGGGUCAGCUCUUCAAGCGGGGCUGCAACACUUCGGCAUGUGCAAAGCGAAUCCGUCGAUUCCUCCUUUCUUCAGUGACGUUAGGAGAACAUACGCAGUCUACCAUUAACGACGUUAUUUCUACGCCGUGCUUUUUUUACAGCGGCCUGGCGGCGCUGGGAAGUGUUCUCGCGAUGGUCUUACAUACGUCCGCCCAUGUCGAGUUCAUGGCGAAGCCAUAG
Molecule: messenger RNA, 2007 nt
Organism: Rasamsonia emersonii CBS 393.64
Lineage: Eukaryota; Fungi; Ascomycota; Eurotiomycetes; Eurotiales; Trichocomaceae
Product: Ubiquitin ligase complex F-box protein GRR1
Exons: 4
Coding region: 1-2007 (668 amino acids)
Molecular function (GO): protein binding
Source: RefSeq, a predicted model, not a curated record